Messenger RNA from Plasmopara halstedii, 798 nucleotides. RefSeq lists its product as uncharacterized. Gene Ontology annotation, molecular function: single-stranded DNA binding. The transcript has 3 exons. Gene Ontology annotation, biological process: double-strand break repair via homologous recombination. The record is from RefSeq and is a predicted model, not a curated record. Gene Ontology annotation, cellular component: Shu complex. Lineage: Eukaryota; Oomycota; Peronosporomycetes; Peronosporales; Peronosporaceae. Bases 1 to 798 code for a protein of 265 amino acids.
AUGCCGCAUCUAGAAGAGUUUUUCACGCAUGGAAAUGGCGCGAUAGCUUGCAUGGGCUCCAGUGCAGCAGACAACACAUAUCAUAGCCAAGAAAAAGACGGUAGAAUUGCAGAUAAAGGAAUAUUGUAUCUACAUGGACCUCAGGAUGCGUGCCAGACGUCGUUGCUUCUGCAGUUCGGCUUUACGCAGGCCAAAGCCGGCAAGAACGUCGUGCUCAUCAUAUGCGGAUCGGCAGGAGCAUCUCAAAACCCAGUGGCAUCCGAUAUUGUACCUAUCACUGCGUGUUCGAAAUGUCAUUUGCCAGUGCAAACCGGAGAAGACAACAGCAUUUGGAGCUGCAUCCACAUCAAGUAUCUUCGUAGUAGUGUAGAGCUGCAGCAUUUUUUGUGCUCUCUUCAUGUAGUAGAUAACGACACGUCGGUCUUACUGGUUAAUGGCUUUGAGAAUUACUUCACGGAUCCGAGUCAUAUGGGCAUUGUAUACCAUACUUUGGCCUUGUUACUUGAAGCUCAAGAAUAUAUGAAGAUCGCAACUGGUCUCGGAAUUACGCUAGUUGCGGGCAAUACCGAUGCCUUUUUACUGCGCGAUCGUCCACUAUUGCGUCGGUGGUGUCGAUUUCUUGAAAUUGUACCGUGGUGUGAUGAUCCUAAUGGCUUCAUUCUGCGCGAAGAAACGGAGAAAUACACACAAUCAGGGGAUGCCGUUGCAACAAGCCAAAUACAGUUCAGAUUUCGACGCCCAGGUGAUAACACGGAUGGAUACUUUCAACUAUUGAACGUUCAGAGACGUCAAUUAUAA